Messenger RNA from Myotis daubentonii (Daubenton's bat), 1555 nucleotides. RefSeq names its product KH domain containing 3 like, subcortical maternal complex member (gene KHDC3L). The record is from RefSeq and is a predicted model, not a curated record. Gene Ontology annotation, molecular function: RNA binding. Lineage: Eukaryota; Metazoa; Chordata; Mammalia; Chiroptera; Vespertilionidae. Gene Ontology annotation, cellular component: protein-containing complex.
AAGAAGGCCCGGGCCCACGAGCCGCUGCCGUAGCCAGGCCCACUUGCAUCUGCCCCGGCUCUGUCUGCGUAUCCCGCCGCAGCAUGGCCACCACCAAGCGCUUUCCCACGCUCGUGCAGCUAGAGCAGCGGGGAGGGGCGCCAUUCCAGGUGCUGGGCGACAACGCCAAGCAGCCCUACUGGUUCCACACUGAGUAUCUCAAGAGCCCGAAGAUGGUUCACCUCGAGGCGUGGCUGGUGGAAGCGAUCUUCGGCCCCGGCGGAGAGCACAUUCCGCACGUCGAGUGUGUGUCGCAGACCCUGCUUCGCAUUAACCAGUGGGAUCCCGAAGGCGAGGCCGAGAUCCUGAUCUUUGGCCGGCCUUCUUACCAAAAGGAUGUGUCCAAGAUGAUCAUGAACUUGGCUCACUACCACCGCCAACUCCGGGCACAAGGUUCGCUGAAGAACGCUGCCCAGCAGGCCGAGCUGCCCAGCUUCUCCGCUGCGGUCCGGGUGGCUAUGCUCCAGGCCUCCCCCGACAAAGUCCGAGUGGUCAAAAGCCAGAGAUCCCCCGACAAAGUUCGGGAGGCCGCGACCCAGCGGUCCCCCGACGCUGUCCAGGAGAAGGGGACCCAGCGGUCCCCCGACGCUGUCCGGGAGAAGGCGACCCAGCGGUCCCCCGACGCUGUCCGGGAGAAGGCGACCCAGCGGUCCCCCGACGCUGUCCGGGAGAAGGCGACCCAGCGGUCCCCCGACGCUGUCCGGGAGAAGGCGACCCAGCGGUCCCCCGACGCUGUCCGGGAGAAGGCGACCCAGCGGUCCCCCGACGCUGUCCGGGAGAAGGGGACCCAGCGGUCCCCCGACGCUGUCCGGGAGAAGGGGACCCAGCGGUCCCCCGACACUGUGCAAGAGAAAACGACCCAGCGGUCCCCCGACGCUGUCCGGGAGAAGGCGACCCAGCGGUCCCCCGACGCUGUCCGGGAGAAGGCGACCCAGCGGUCCCCCGACGCUGUCCGGGAGAUGGCGACCCAGCGGUCCCCCGACGCUGUCCGGGAGAUGGCGACCCAGCGGUCCCCCGACGCUGUCCGGGAGAUGGCGACCCAGCGGUCCCCCGACGCUGUCCGGGAGAAGGCGACCCAGCGGUCCCCCGACGCUGUCCGGGAGAAGGCGACCCAGCGGUCCCCCGACGCUGUCCGGGAGAAGGCGACCCAGCGGUCCCCCGACGCUGUCCGGGAGAUGGGGACCCAGCGCGGUCCCCCGACGCUGUCUGGGAGGUGGCGACCCAGCUGUUCCCCAACACAGUCUAGGAGGUGGCGACCCCUACACUACCUAGAGCUCCCCCAACACUACCUAGAGCCCGGUUCCCAGGUUAUGAAGGCAUUUCGGGGCCCGGAGCUCGAGCCAGGCAAGGUUCAAGUGAAAACCCCUCUCUGGAGCCCUAUUCUAGGUCCAAGUUCUGCAGCAGAAGCUGGGGAAAGGAAAGGGUGGUGUGGGUUGUUCUUGGUUUCCCCUCCCCACCCCCAUGUUAAAUGUUUGCAAGCACAAAUCUAAAAUUGUAACAAAAGAAUCGAAUUUCC